Molecule: messenger RNA, 675 nt
Organism: Drosophila busckii
Lineage: Eukaryota; Metazoa; Arthropoda; Insecta; Diptera; Drosophilidae
Product: suppressor-of-stellate-like protein
Exons: 2
Coding region: 79-675 (198 amino acids)
Cellular component (GO): cytoplasm; protein kinase CK2 complex
Molecular function (GO): protein kinase regulator activity
Source: RefSeq, a predicted model, not a curated record
UGUGCAAGGCUAAAACAUUCCAACACUGACUUGUCGUCGACAUAUACUUCAAUAUAACAUACUCACUUACGAUUAACAAUGUCGCACAGAUAUUGCAGCGCCUCGCAUGAUGGCAGCUGGAUUAGCUGGUUCCUCAGCUUGCCCAUGAACGAGUUUCUGUGCCGCGUGCCCGUGGAUUAUAUACAGGAUAGAUUCAAUCUAACUGGGCUGGAUGCCCAGCUGGGCAGCCAGCUGAGCGACGCCUUGGAUCUGGUGCUGGAAAGCGAAUUCGACACCGAGUGCUUUCAGCAAGUGGAGACGGAUCUGGAUGCGGCCGCCAAGCUCUACGGACUGAUACAUGCGCGUUAUAUUCUCACGGCACGUGGCAUCGACGACAUGUGCAUGAAAUAUCAGCGCGGCGACUUUGGCAAGUGCCCGCGUCUCUAUUGCCACAGCCAGCUGAUGCUGCCGGUGGGCGUCAGCGAUCGCUUUGGCGAGUCGCAUGUCAAAUUGUAUUGUGCACGUUGCCGUGAUAUUUAUCAGCCGCAGGCCCACUGCGCCAUGCUGGAUGGCGCCAACUUUGGGCGCAGCUUUCCGCAGCAUGUUUUUAGCUGCGUGCGGUGCUGUAGCGUCACGCGGGAGCAGAUAAUGUGUCGCGCGUAUUUAGGGUUCGUGGAUCUGCUAGAUGAUUGCUGA